This is a messenger RNA of Belonocnema kinseyi, 462 nucleotides long. RefSeq lists its product as uncharacterized. The transcript has a single exon. The record is from RefSeq and is a predicted model, not a curated record. NCBI's taxonomy places the organism in Eukaryota, Metazoa, Arthropoda, Insecta, Hymenoptera, Cynipidae. The coding region runs from base 1 to 462 and encodes 153 amino acids.
AUGGAUCAAGGAAUCAUUAAGAAACAUAAAGUGAAUCACCGGCGGAGUAUUAUAAAAAGAUUGCUCAAGGCUUCAGAAGGGAAAAUAAGGUUGCCUGAUUUUAAUUUAUUGGAUGCUACUUUUGACUUGAACAAAGGUUGGGCUAAUUUCACUAGUGAUACAACUGCGAGUUGUCUUCGAAAGGCUGGCUUCGUGAAAGCUAAUGUGAAAAAUUGUAAAACACAAGAACAAGACGAAAAUUUAUCGAAUGGUACUUCUGAAGAGUGGGAUGAUCUACAAAGAAUAUUGGGCUUCACAGAAGUAACUUUUGAAGAUUUCAUUGAUGUGGACACUAAGGUCAUUAUUGCCAAUGAACCUACAGAUAGUGAGAUAUUGGAUAGCAUAAACGCACAAGGACCUUCAAAAUCUGAUGAUGAGAAUGAUGUUCUGAACCCAAUCUUCGCUGCUUUAGACAUGGUCUAA